AUGCAGUGCCUAAAGAAACUUUUUCAGGUAGUAGAAAAUAAGGCUCAAUAUUAUAAUAGAAUAAACUUGAUACAUAGAAAGGGAGAACGCACUGUAUUAAAUCUGAUUCACCGAUUUAAACAUGAUUUUAUCCAAGAAUUCGAAGGAUAUGAGGAAAGUGAAGAAGAAAAGCAUACUUAUAAAGAAAUAUCUGAAGAUUAUUUAGGGAAAAUUCUUGAUGGACAUAGAGUAUUCAUUAUACAGCCAUAUAUAAAAUGGGGCUUUAGGAAGAAAAGAAAUACUACACCUGACUUACAGUUAGCAGAGGCAGUGGCACUUGUUAACACAUUACCAAAUUGGUCUGUAGUUGGUAAAAAAAUUGUUCCUCUAUUGACUCUACAAAGAAACCAGCUAGUUGGUAGUGGAGCUCUUGAAACUUUGAAAGGAGAAAUUAGAGGUUGCCCAGGUGUGACAGCAGUGUUUGUUAGUACAAACUUACUGAAGUUUGUACAAAUUGCAAUAUUGCAAAAGGCUUUUGGUUUACCAAUUUAUGAUCGUUAUACUGUAGUCAUUCAUAUAUUUCACAAACACGCAAAGACUGCAGAAGCAAAACUGCAAGUGGCUAUAGCAGAAAUUCCAUAUAUAAAGAAGAAAAUGAUCGAUUUAGCUGAAAGCAACAUAGGAAGGACACGCAUAGACGAUAAAACAAAGGAGUUACUUGAAACCAGAGAAAAAAAAUUAAAAAAUGCUCUUCAAAAUUUAAAGGAACACAGAAAACUUAUGAAAAGGCAAAGGCAGAGUUAUGGUUUCCCGACUAUUGCUGUAGUUGGUUAUACAAAUGCUGGGAAAACAUCUUUAAUAAAAGCAUUAACAGGAGAUUCAUCAAUGGAGCCCAAGGAUAAGUUAUUCGCUACUUUAGAUACAACAGUUCACCAAGGUUACCUCCCCAAUAAGUUGAAAGUACUCUACAUUGAUACUAUUGGUUUUAUUCAGGAUGUACCAGAGACCUUAAUAGAACCAUUUAAAGUUACUCUAGAAGAUGCUAUAGAUGCAAACAUUAUAGUGCAUGUUUAUGAUAUGAGUCAUCCCGAUGUCAAUGCACAGAUUCAACACAUACAGAAAAUGCUAGAACCUAUGAUAGACAAAAACAAAAUAAUAAUUAACGUGGCUAAUAAAUGUGAUAUCGUCGACAAGAAUUCGCUUGAGAAAGAGACGCUACCAGAAGACACGUAUCCUAUCUCCGCUCUUAAGUCUAUCGGCACUGACCUGUUGCGAUUCAAAAUAGAAGAAGAAAUUCUAAAAGCUGCUAAUUUAAUAACAAAACGCUUUAAAGUCCCAGUAGGUGGUCACGUUGCAACAUGGUUAUAUAAGGAAACAACGGUCACUGAUGCAGAGCCUGACUCUGAAGAUCCACAAUACUUAAUUAUGAAUGUAAUUAUGACGACAUCAGCAUUUUACAGACUGAAACGAUUUUGCAAGCAAUAA
This is a messenger RNA of Dufourea novaeangliae, 1464 nucleotides long. RefSeq names its product putative GTP-binding protein 6. Gene Ontology annotation, cellular component: cytoplasm. The transcript is spliced from 2 exons. Gene Ontology annotation, molecular function: GTP binding; ribosome binding. The coding region runs from base 1 to 1464 and encodes 487 amino acids. The record is from RefSeq and is a predicted model, not a curated record. Lineage: Eukaryota; Metazoa; Arthropoda; Insecta; Hymenoptera; Halictidae.